GAGUUGUUCUCUUCUCAAUGAUAGGUCAUUUAUUAAAAGAUUUUUCUCUGUCUUUCAUCUUUUACUGUGCCUUCUUUCUUUUCAAAUGUAUUGUUUAUAAAAAAAAAUGAAGUUUGGAAAGCAGAUGGAGUCAGCGGCUUUUAAUUUGCCAGAGGAUUGGAGACCGCAUCUUAUUCACUACAAAACACUUAAGAAAUCAAUCCGAUUGGUUGUAGAUGAACUUGAGUCUCGAGGAUUGUCUAGUGCAUGGAUAAAUACGUUGGAUACAGAAGAAGCCAUGCGCUUAGAUUAUAUUUUUGAUGGUGAUGAUCAAGAUCCUCACCCUUGUAUUAAAAUCACGAUUGAUGAUCCUACAAGCCUAUCUGACGAACCUGCUUUAUUUAAGCUGAUACCCACCACGCAACAAUCCAAUACCGAACCUUUGUCUAUCAAGAUUGAACUCGUACGAGACUCUGAGUUUUUUCACUUGCUUCUACAUGAAUUAUCGCAUGCUGCAGUACUUCACGAUAAAGAAAAGGAUCGAUUUAUGACAGACAUACGUUCACUUGAGGAACAAUUGACGACUGCUGCGUCUCCGCAAAAGAAAGAUUUAUAUGCUUGGCGAGAAAUCUUUCAUGUUUACAUGGAAGCUGCUAUCUUUAAGCCGGGAAAUGAAAAUCAGGACACAGCAGCAUCCUAUCAACACAGUCAACAACAAUUAGAAUGGUUUACACAAGAAUUAAAGAAAACAAACUUGACAAACAACUUGUCAUCAAAGAACUCUAGACAAGCUUUAGCUCAAUUCUUGACCAUCAAUGCGCAACUAAUUCAUUUUAAGCAUUUUCAAGUAUUGAAUCAAACUGCCAUGAUAAAAAUAUUAAAAAAGCAUGAUAAGCAAAGUGGAUUAAGUGCUACUUCUGAAUUCCCAACAUUUGCAAAAAACAAUGCUAUUUUUGUGGGUGGCAUUCUUUUGUCUUUAUUUAAUAUGAUUCAAACAAAACUUAUCGCCAUUGUACCUCAGCCUGAUGAUUAUGAUUGUCCUGUCUGUUUCUCCAUUGCUUGGAGACCUAUUCGAUUAGAAUGUGGGCAUGUUUUUUGCGUGCGCUGCUUAAUCAAGGCACAUCGAAAACGCCUUUAUAAUUGCCCGGUAUGUAGACAAGAAGAUGCCGUGGGGAAUGCAGAUGCAAAUAACCUUGAUCAAUCACUGCAAAACUUUAUGUUGAUGUAUUUCCCUAAAGAAAUCAAAGAAAAGCGUAAAGAAAAUGAAAAAGAACAAGCCAGUAUGGACAAAGAAAAGAUUCAAUAUGCAAGACAGGCUAUACCUUCUCAGAGAAUGAUCCAUUAUCAACAUGCCAUGAACAGAAAUACCUUAUCCCAUCGUGAAUCGAAUUGUAAUAUUAUGUAAUAAACCAUGAUUUGAAACGCAUUCAUCUACAGCUUCGGACUUUAUCCGGCUGAGAUUCAUAAGCCACUUGAUGGCUGGUCCGGAAAGCUUGUCUCCUCGGAGUAUAGAGAAUCAAGCACAAAAAUGAAAGCAGAAGACAGAAGCAUUCAAGUUCUUUCUCUAAAUACACCAUGGGUAAAGCAUCCUACAGCGUACAUCCAUCCAUAGACACAAAGCUAAUCCAUCAUCCAUGAUAACUAGGUAUCAGUCGUGAUUCUCGCCACAAGCGUAGCGCUACCGGUGCUAGACGUGAUCAAUACAGAAAGAAGAGAAAGUAAGCAACUUUACAAAAGUCUUCUCUGUUGAUACUAACUAUCUUUUGUUAAGGUUCGAGUUGGGUCGCCAAUCUGCCAACACCAAGUUGGGAGCUAAGCGUAUUCACCUUGUUCGUGUCCGUGGUGGUAACUUCAAGCGUCGUGCCCUUCGUCUUG
Gilbertella persicaria is the source of this 1854-nucleotide messenger RNA. RefSeq names its product SPX domain-containing protein. Gene Ontology annotation, molecular function: metal ion binding. The transcript is spliced from 6 exons. The record is from RefSeq and is a predicted model, not a curated record. The coding region runs from base 107 to 1384 and encodes 425 amino acids. NCBI's taxonomy places the organism in Eukaryota, Fungi, Mucoromycota, Mucoromycetes, Mucorales, Choanephoraceae.